GGUCAGCGAUCGAUAGCCAUCAGCACGCGCUUCGUGCGUAGACCACCACGAGUCUGCUUGCCUCCUGCCUUCACCUCACGAAUUGCCACUAAAGCUCUCCUGCGGGGUUCCAACUAUGAGCGGUACUGCGGAAGAUGACCAGCAUGCCCUUUUCGCUGCAAUCGUACGCAGCCAUCUGGCAGAUGUGACCGAGCUCGCUGCUGAGCGGCGCGCCGCAAAAGCAUCGACCUCCGCUAGCGAGCAGACAACUAUGUCCUCUUCCAAUGCCUCUCCCCCAACUGAAGGGACAUCAUCAUCAUCAUCGGAUGCACCCGCGUCCGAAUCGCAUGCGCCUGCAUCUGGUCGUUCACCUGACUCUGCCCUGGAUGAGGAUACCCUACUCGCUCUCGAACUCUUCGCCGACGAACUGCAACGCAUCUCUGGCUUGCUUGACGACCACGCUCUUGCUCAGCAGCUUGCGCAAGAGGAACAGGAGCAGGCCGAGCGUGGGGCAAGGGAAGCGCUUCAGGUCGCGCAUGCGGCGGAAGGUUCGGAAGUCGAAAUCAGUCCGGAGGAAACCAGACGACGCGCCGAGCAGCGCUCUGCUGAAGUCGGUCGACUCGCGGACGAGGCUGCGCAGGCGUACCUCAGCGGCUCGGAUGAGGCGACGCGUGCGCGCCAGAGGGAGUUCGCGCGGCUGGUGAGGGAGCGGAUAGAGGAGCGCGACCGCCAGGAUGCGGCGAGGCGCAGCCAGGGCGCGCGAGCGCCUCCGCGGAGGGGAUCGUAUUAUAACCAGACGCCGGCGCGACGACCGACUGCGUCGAGCACCCCGUCGUUCUCCAGCCUCAUCAGUCGGAUACCGAAUGCAUUCUCAACGUUCUGGAAUUUUUCGUGAACAACCGACUGUACGGAGUGUGCCUUGACCGCCGAGUCGCGGUGUAGUCUUGUCCUGGUCCUUGUGUGCUGGAAACACCACUCACUGUGCUGGCGACAACUUCCUGCCGCUGUAAAGGCGCGGAAGUCGCCAGGUGAUCUAUUACCGCGUUCUUCAUCAUUGCAAGCUCGAACUGUGGAAUCAGUAUGGGCACUGGGGGUACAGUGUAGUACGUAUAAUAUUGGACAAUUGUUAAGUCGACAUUGAGAGUCACGGUACUCAUGGUGACGACUUGUACGAUAGCGCACACAACAGUAUGGGAUCAAUGUUAAGGAAGGUUUGGGGCGUCCUUUGGUUGCAUCGCACACCUGUAGCAUAGGUUAGAAACACAACUCGAUGGUAACGGUUCAGACUGACUGUUUAAUGCAUUAUACUAGGCAUAGUAGUGCGCAUCGACCUUCGGCAUGGUGAUCCCGCACUCUGCGC
This is a messenger RNA of Schizophyllum commune H4-8, 1339 nucleotides long. RefSeq lists its product as uncharacterized. NCBI's taxonomy places the organism in Eukaryota, Fungi, Basidiomycota, Agaricomycetes, Agaricales, Schizophyllaceae. The transcript has 2 exons. The record is from RefSeq and is a predicted model, not a curated record. Bases 116 to 874 code for a protein of 252 amino acids.